Ochotona curzoniae (black-lipped pika) is the source of this 4120-nucleotide messenger RNA. RefSeq names its product zinc finger protein 287 (gene ZNF287). The coding region runs from base 314 to 2590 and encodes 758 amino acids. NCBI's taxonomy places the organism in Eukaryota, Metazoa, Chordata, Mammalia, Lagomorpha, Ochotonidae. The record is from RefSeq and is a predicted model, not a curated record. Gene Ontology annotation, biological process: negative regulation of transcription by RNA polymerase II. Gene Ontology annotation, molecular function: DNA-binding transcription repressor activity, RNA polymerase II-specific. The transcript has 6 exons.
GGAAGGGACGUGGCGCAGCCGGAGGCCCCCCUCUGCGGAGCGGGACUGAGCCCGCCACGCAGGCCACCGCGACGCCGCCGCCAUUGUGGCCCAGGGCCUCUCGGCCGAGCGGGGGCCGGGUCCCGGCGACAGGGUCCCUUGCCCAUCCCAAUUCUGGACUCAGAACUCGUCAGCAAAGCCACUAACGUGGCCUUGAGGUUGUUCUGCCCCUGGCAGACAGAAUGUCCUUCAUGGCUCUCAUGUGAGACUUAAAGUUGGCUUGCUCCUGGAGAACUGAGGAAUAUUUGCCAGCCUGAACGUCCUACCUUCAGCCAUGCUGGCCUCCAGCAAGAGGAUGGCCGCUUCGUCUCGCUCCCAGAUCCUUCUCAUGUGGAAGCCAGACAAGGUGCAAGGCGGUCUCCGCCACGGGGAGAAGCAGGUGCUCACCUCACGGCUCCUGCGGGACACCGAGACCUGUCGACAGAAUUUCCGGAAUUUUCCCUACCCAGACCUGGCUGGUCCUCGUAAGGCCCUGAGUCAGCUCCGUGAGCUCUGCCUGAAGUGGCUGAGACCCGAGAUCCACUCCAAGGAGCAGAUCCUGGAGCUGCUGGUUUUGGAGCAGUUUCUGAGCAUCCUGCCCGGGGAGGUGAGGACCUGGGUGCGAUCCCAGUAUCCAGAGAGCAGCGAGGAGGUCGUGACGCUGGUGGAGGACUUGACUCAGAUCCUGGAAGAGGAAGCUCCUCAGAACUCGGUCCUUUGCCACAAGACCCCCGAAGAAGACCCCGAAGGAAGAUGUGCUUUCCAGGCAGGAUGGCUGGAUGACCUAGUGACCAAAGAAUCGGUGACAUUCACAGAUGUGGCAGUGGAUAUUACCCAGGAGGACUGGGCACUGAUGCGCCCUGUGCAGAAGGAGUUGUACAAGACAGUGACCUUACAGAACUACUGGAACAUGGUCUCUCUGGGGCUGACCGUGUACAGACCAACUGUGAUUCCCAUUCUGGAAGAACCGUGGAUGGUGAUCAAAGAAAUUUUAGAAGGCCCCAGCCAAGAAUGGGAAACGGAAGCCAAGCCAUGUCCCCCAGUACAGGGUCCUUCCAGACUCAAAAAGGAGGGAACCGAGCCCAUCAAAGUGGAGAAACCCUACGAUUAUGACAUCACCAUAGAGACAGAAGCCUGCGGGAAAACUGCCCCGAGUGGGAUUGAUUUCCGUUUCAAGUCAGUCUGUUCACCGGAAGAUGAUGCAACAGAAGAAUAUCUUAGUAAAUAUGAUAUAUAUAGAAAUAAUUUUGAAAAGCAUUCAAACCUAGAUGUACAGUUUGAUACCCAAUCCGAUAAUAAAACUGCUGUGUAUAAUGAAAGCAAGACGGCCUUCAACCAUGUCUCCUAUGCUCUUGUACACAGGAAAAUACUUCCUGGGGAGAAGCCGUACAAGUGUAACGUGUGUGGGAAAAAAUUCCGGAAAUACCCAUCGCUCCUGAAGCACCAAAGCAGCCACGCCAAAGAGAAGUCUUAUGAGUGUGAGGAGUGCGGGAAGGACUUCCGGCACGUCUCGUCCCUCAUCGCACACCAGAGGAUGCACACCGGGGAGAAGCCGUACGAGUGCCACCAGUGUGGCAAAGCCUUCAGCCAGCGGGCACACCUCACCAUCCACCAGAGGAUCCAUACCGGAGAGAAACCCUACAGAUGCGAUGACUGCGGCAAAGAUUUCAGCCAGCGCGCCCACCUCACCAUCCAUCAAAGGACGCACACGGGCGAGAAGCCGUACAGGUGCUUGGAAUGCGGCAAGACCUUCAGCCACAGCUCGUCGCUCAUUAACCAUCAGAGAGUGCACACCGGGGAGAAACCCUACAUAUGCAACGAAUGCGGGAAGACGUUCAGUCAGAGCACGCACCUUCUCCAGCAUCAAAAAAUACACACCGGGAAGAAACCCUAUAAGUGCAACGAGUGUUGGAAGGUGUUCAGCCAGAGCACCUACCUCAUCCGGCACCAGCGGAUCCACUCCGGAGAGAAGUGUUACAAAUGCAACGAGUGCGGCAAGGCCUUCGCUCACUCCUCCACUCUCAUACAGCACCAGACCACUCACACUGGGGAAAAGUCCUACGUCUGUAACAUCUGUGGGAAGGCCUUCAGCCAGAGCGCCAACCUCACGCAGCACCAUAGAACACACACGGGGGAGAAGCCCUACAAAUGCAGCGUGUGCGGGAAAGCCUUCAGCCAGAGCGUGCACCUCACUCAGCACCAGCGAAUUCACAACGGAGAAAAACCCUUUAAAUGCAACGUGUGCGGGAAGGCCUAUAGGCAGGGGGCGAACCUCACCCAGCACCAAAGGAUCCACACCGGAGAGAAGCCGUACAAGUGCAAUGAGUGCGGCAAAGCUUUCAUAUACUCCUCAUCCCUUAAUCAACACCAGAGAACUCAUACCGGGGAGAGACCUUACAAAUGCAGUGAGUGUGAUAAAGAUUUUAGCCAGAGAACAUGCCUUAUUCAACACCAGAGAAUUCACACAGGGGAGAAGCCCUACGCCUGCCGGAUAUGUGCGAAGACCUUCACGCAGAGUACCAAUCUUAUUCAGCAUCAGCGCGUUCACACGGGCGCCAAACACCGGAACUGACGGACGUGGGGGGGACCCCACUGAGACUCUGACAGCUUGGUCGCGCGGACGUCUGACGGGGUGUGCUCCCUGUGUUCAAGCCGUAUGCAGGCAACAACCUGAAGUGCAAUACACGUUAGAUGCUACCCUGCAGAAAUAUCCGAAUCCGUAGUGUGGAGAGAACCUGCGUGAACUCAGUAUGAAAUUUAAGAAGGAGACUUGAUUGGCUUCUUAACCUUUAUUGUUAGGUCAGUAAAAUUGAUUCCAGAAAGAGCAGGUUUUCAGAGACCCGUAAGGUAACAUCUGUGAGUGUAGGUCAAGUACUUGAUGAGCUCUUAGGAAAGUAGGUUGGGAAGGCGUCCGCCAAGCGGAGAGAUGUGGCGCCACAGCGCGCCCCUGGGACCACAGCGGAGUUCUCGUAGGACGUCUGUUUCUUCUCAGCUCUUUGAAGCCUUAAAAUCCAUCGAGGGUUCCUCCCCCUUUUCCAACUCCCCCUGUCCUGAUAUGCAAUAACUGCCAAGUGGGGCCAGUAGGUUUGGGGUCCAAGAAAGUCAGAAGGAAGGAGCUUAAGGAUUUGCUUGUGACCACUGUUAAUUACAUUUUCCCACAGAUACGGAAAUGCUACAGAUAAGAUAGAGAAACUAAUGUGUAUAUAAUUCUCAGAUGUGUACAGAUGUAAACAGGAAAAAUGGAACAUCCUAAACUUCAGUUAAUCUUUAAGCCAUAUCAGCUUUGACUUCAUUUGGGUUUUCACAUCUAAAAUCAUCCUCAAGGGAAGAGAAGCAGGCACACAGUUCCAGCUUGAUUUCUAAAUUUGGGACGUACGGUUUCCCUGCAACCGCCUCACGCAGAGGAGUCCGUUUCUUGAGUGUCUGAACGUCAGAGCUGCCUUGAGCGCGAGCAUGGGGAUCCUGCCCCUUGGGCUGCCCCACGUCCCCCCACAUCCCGGCGCUAGGCAGCUCUGUAGACAUUGUAGCAGGUGCAUAAUGGAAAGCAGAUACAAGUUCAGCAAGGAGUGUGGUGGGGCGGGGGAGAGUCCAGACAGACUGCAGUGAGGGAAGAAGGCGCAGGUAGCCAGCGUCACAUACAGCACAGCCGGACUUCACCUAAGUUCAAAUCCGCCUCAUUGGAAGAAAACAGUGCAAGUUAGGUGACGUCCUUUUGUCAAGGAGCAGUUGGCAGCCCAGUACUCCUUCAUACGUCAAAGUAGAAACUACCCAUGCCGUGUCAGAAAAAAAAAAAACAUUGCAUUUGAAAAAAAAAUAUAUAUGCAGUGAUCAUGAAGUCAUGAUAAGUGAGUCCGUGGGCCCUGGCCAGUGGAUAAGCACACCUCCGUACGGAGUGUCCUCGGCGUCCUCGGUGUUCUGCUGUCGAGACCGAAGGCCAUAUUCCAGCUGAGUUCAUGCUCGUUUUGUUUCUCCAGUGCCUUGCAUAUAGCACGUGGUCAAUACAUAAUCGGUUGAAUUGAUAAAUGAAAUGAUGAAUAAAUUUAUAUAGAGUCGAGUAAUAAAGUAGAAUUGACUGGCAUGAAGUAAAAAAAAAAAAAUGGUA